Messenger RNA from Pichia kudriavzevii, 3369 nucleotides. RefSeq lists its product as uncharacterized. Gene Ontology annotation, molecular function: single-stranded DNA binding; DNA endonuclease activity. Bases 1 to 3369 code for a protein of 1122 amino acids. The record is from RefSeq and is a predicted model, not a curated record. NCBI's taxonomy places the organism in Eukaryota, Fungi, Ascomycota, Pichiomycetes, Pichiales, Pichiaceae. Gene Ontology annotation, cellular component: nucleus. The transcript has a single exon. Gene Ontology annotation, biological process: nucleotide-excision repair.
AUGGGUGUUCAUGGGCUAUGGGAAAUUGUUGGUCCCACAGCAAGACCUGUCCGUGUGGAAUCUUUGAGAAACAAAAGGCUAGCAGUUGAUGCAUCCAUUUGGAUUUAUCAGUUUAUGAAGGCGGUUAGGGAUGCUGAGGGCAACCAAAUGAAGAACUCACACAUAGUUGGGUUUUUCAGGAGGAUUUGCAAGCUGAUAUAUUUAGGCAUCAAGCCGGUGUUUGUAUUUGAUGGUGGUGUGCCUGCUUUAAAGAGAGAUACCAUUCGUAAAAGAAAGGAAAAACGUGAGGGCAAUAAGGAGACUAUUCAGCAGACAGCACAAAAAUUGCUUGCCAAACAACUACAAAACUAUGCAGAUGGCAAACAGGAGAGACCAAAAGUAGGAGGUGUAGCAAAGGUCUCACAGAAUUUCAAUGCAACGCGUCAAGAGUUGAAACCAGAUGGUUUGUAUUACGAUCUAUAUUAUGACGAUGUAGUGGAUGAGGGUGAUGGAGAAGAGCAACUAGAAAAAACAGUCAGUAAACCAACCAAGGAAAGAGAAAGAGAGAAUACACGAUUUAAACAACAAGAUGAAUAUCAUCUACCCAAGAGGACGAUAACUGUUGAUGAAGACGAUAACAGAUUGAUGACGGAGAACGAGUACACACGUUUAACUAGAGAGAUUGACUGUGGAUUGAGCGAUAUCGAUUUGGACAAUAUUAACCCCCAAUCCAAAGAAUUUUCAAAUUUACCCUUGUCGACACAGUAUAUUGUUCUAUCUCAUUUGCGUCUAAGGUCCCGUUUGAGAAUGGGUUAUACUAAGGAGCAGUUGCAAACUUUAUUUCCCGAUCCAAUGGAAUUUAGUAAGUUUCAGAUCCAGAUGGUGCAGAAGAGAAACUAUUUUACCCAAAAGAUAAUGAACGUUACUGGAAUGGAUGGUGAUGAUAGUGGUGAUGUUGUAUCUCGUAGUAUUGCAAGUGACAGAAACCGUGCAUAUAAUCUACAAAAAGUUGGGAAUGGUUACGCCUUAACAAUAUCAAAUGACAAUAAAGAAGGUAAAAGUUAUGAAAAACCUGUUUUUUUAGAUGCUGAUGUGAAACCUAAAAUUGAACAUAUAGAUUUGGAAGAUGAGAAAUCGGAUGCAUCCCUAAGUGAAAUUGAUUGGAACGAUGAGACUGUUCAAGAAAGUGGGGAUCAAAGUAGUAGCAACGGAAAGACAAAGGUUGGAAUCCCAAACGCGUUAUUUGUGCAAGAUAGUGAUGAUGAGGAGACGAACUACAAAGUUGAAGAGCUGAGUGACCCCCAAAGUGAUGAUGAAUCGUUUGAAAUGGAAGAUGUCACUGAUGCACCGCUUUCAGUUGUGAAUAAUACUAAGGAAGAUUUCAAAAAAGAUUAUGAAGAGGAUGGGGAAGAAGAAGAAGAAGAAGACGAUGACGAUGAUAUAAUGAAAGAGAUCAAAAGUUUGUAUGACUACUCAAACAGAAAUAACAAAAAUAAAUCCAAAGCAGGUAUGGUGCACAGCGUCUCUCCUGACGAGGAUAUUGAUAAUUACGAAGAAAUACAAACAAAACAUAUUGAAGAAGACGAAUUGAAGCAAGCCAUUGAAAAAUCUAAGGAGGAAUACAUGAACAUGUUAACUGAUGAAAAAGAAGGAAAAUUAUCGAAAAGUUCUAUUGAAACUGACGCUCCCUUCAUUUUGAGUAGUUCCACCUUGGCUAAAACGUUCAAGCUACCCAACUUCUCAAUGAAGAACAACCUAUUAUUUGGUGGGAAGUCCAGAAAAGCGGAAGUCGCUGAUGUAAAGACGCAAAAUGAGACAUCAAAAAAUAGUGUCAAAGAUAAUUCAAAGCCAUUACCGUUACCGUUACCCAAAUGGUUUUCAAGUAAUUCACAUGGAAAUACGUCGGCCACUAUGGGAAAUAAGGACGAAAUAAAGAGAACAUCCAACAACAGAUUAACGGAAGAUGAAAAGGCCGGUAUUGUUUCUUAUGGGGAAAUUGGGAGUUAUUUCUCAAGUGACGACGACGAAAAUGUUGAAUAUAUUGAUACAAAGACUUUAAAUGAAGUAAAUGAAGUACCCGGCAGCGUGUUGGAAAACUCAUUCACAGCUGUACCUGAAAAACCUGUUACAGCUGCCAGUAUAAACGAGAAGUCGUCUGAUGAUUCGAUUCUAUUGAACGAAGACAACCAAGAAAACCGUAGCGGCCAAAAUAAGAAAGGAGAUAUAAAGCCACCAGCUAUCAACCAGAACAAAAAAGCAGAUGCUGCCAUAAGUAAACGAGCACCAGAUAUUCGAGAAACCGUCCCUGGAAAUAAUGUUCAGGAUAUAAGGGACAUUCUCGGUGGGAAUAAUCGAAUACCAGAAAUCGAUGAGGAUUUUGAGUUUUCUGACGAUGAAGAAACAGAACUUUUAUUGGGUAUGCAGGAAGAGAAUCGAUCUUAUAAGAAAUUUGCCCAUGAUAUUAAGAGCGAUUACUCUCGGGAACAUAACGAAACUACUUGGACAUAUAAUGAUGAAGCAAUAUUACAAGAGCAAUUGAGGAGACAAAAGAGGGAUUCAGACGAAGUCUCUACACAAAUGAUCUAUGAUGUGCAAGAUUUAUUAUCACGUUUUGGUAUUCCAUUUAUAACGGCACCAAUGGAAGCUGAAGCGCAAUGCGCAGAACUUAAAUUGAUUGGACUAGUUGAUGGCAUUAUAACUGAUGAUUCUGAUUGCUUUCUAUUCGGUGGUGAUAAAGUUUACAAGAAUUUGUUCAAUGAUAAGCAUUUUGUUGAAUGUUAUCAAAUUUCAGACUUGAAAGAAGAAUUGGGCUUAACACGAGACUCACUGAUUGACAUUGCUAUACUGCUGGGAAGUGAUUACACAGAGGGCAUUAAAGGUAUUGGUAAAGUUAUGGCAAUGGAAAUCUUGGGUGAAUUCAAAACACUAGAACAUUUCCGUGAUUGGUGGCAAGAUUACCAGAACGGUAAAAUUGACGAGAAUAGUGAUACUCCGAUAAGAAGGAAGCUAAGAAAAUCAUUAAGAAAAUUUCUAUUCUUAGAAUCAGAUUUUCCCAACAAGUUAAUCUAUGAGGCGUACAAACACCCAGAAGUUGAUCAUGACAAGACAUCCUUUAAAUGGGGAUCUCCCGAUCUUGAUAAAUUACGCACAUACUUUAAGUACUAUGUUGGAUGGGAUAAAGAAAAAGUUGAUGAGAUUAUCGUACCUGUUAUUAAAAACAUGAAUAAGCCACAAAUGACUAUUGAAGAAUUUUUCCCUGUUGAUACAAUUAGAGCAAAACGUAAAUUAGAAAUGAGCAAACGUAUUCAGGUCGCCUCAGAUAAAUUGAAAAAAUAUGUCAACUCAAGAAGUGUGCAGAAUGAAAGCGCCAACAAGCGCCAAAAAGUUUGA